GCUGUAGCGGUGUGUGUGUAUAUGAGUGUGUGUGUAUAUGAGUGUGUGUGUGUGUGUGUGUGUGUGAGAGGAUCUGAGGGGAACAUGGCGACUCUGGGGCUUCUCAGCAGCAGCAGCAGGAGUGUGAGCGCGCGGUACAGACAGGCCGUCACCAAGUCGUGUUUGUGUUAUUUCUCCACAUCAUCUCGGCGUCACUCGAAGUUUUACUCCGAUCCCACUGAAGCCAUCAGAGACAUUCCGAAUGGAGCUACUCUUCUGGUUGGAGGGUUUGGUUUGUGUGGAAUUCCAGAGAAUCUGAUAAACAGUUUACUGAAGACGGGAGUGAAGAGACUCACUGCUGUCAGUAACAACGCCGGGGUGGAUGAUUUCGGUCUCGGUCUCCUCCUGAAGACGAAGCAGAUAAAGCGGAUGAUUUCAUCCUACGUUGGAGAGAACGCGGAGUUUGAGAGACAGUACCUGUCCGGAGAGCUGGAGGUGGAGCUAACACCACAGGGAACCCUGGCUGAGCGGAUCCGGGCCGGAGGAGCAGGAAUCCCCGCCUUCUUCACUGCUACAGGUUAUGGCACAUUAAUCCAGGAGGGAGGAUCCCCCAUUAAAUACAACGCUGACGGCUCCAUCGCCAUCGCCAGUCAACCCCGAGAGGUGCGUGAGUUCGGAGGGCAACACUUUGUGAUGGAGAAGGCAAUAACAGGAGAUUUUGCUCUGGUGAAAGCUUGGAAAGCUGAUCGAGCAGGAAACAUCAUCUUCAGAAAAACUGCCAGAAACUUCAACCAGCCCAUGUGUAAAGCAGCCAAGAUCACCAUCGUGGAGGUGGAGGAACUCGUGGAUGUGGGGACAUUUGCAGAAGAAGAUGUGCACAUUCCUAGUAUUUAUGUUCACCGCGUUGUGAAGGGUGAUCACUAUGAGAAACGGAUUGAGAAACGUACAGUAAGGAAGGCGCAGGUGGAGAAACCCAAACCAAAGAAGGACUCUGACAUCGUGAGGGAGCGAAUCAUCCGCAGGGCAGCGCUGGAGUUCGAGGACGGCAUGUACGCUAAUCUGGGAAUUGGAAUCCCUAUGUUGGCGAGUAAUUUCAUCAAACCUGAUAUCAAAGUCUACCUGCAGAGUGAAAACGGAAUUUUGGGAUUGGGUCCGUACCCUACAGAGGAGGAAGUGGAUGCGGAUCUCAUUAACGCUGGGAAGGAGACGGUGACGGUUCUCCCCGGAGCGGCGUACUUCUCCAGUGACGACUCCUUCUCCAUGAUCAGAGGUGGACACAUUAAUCUGACCAUGUUGGGAGCGAUGCAGGUGUCCAGGUACGGAGACUUGGCGAACUGGAUGAUCCCUGGUAAGAUGGUGAAGGGAAUGGGAGGAGCAAUGGAUCUGGUGGCGAGUGCUGGGACGAAAGUGGUGGUGACGAUGGAGCAUUCGGCCAAGGGAGGGAAACACAAGAUCCUGGAGAAGUGCACUCUGCCCCUGACUGGGAAACAGUGUGUGGAUCGCAUCAUCACUGAGAAGGCCGUAUUUGAUGUGGAUAAGGAUAAAGGGCUGACUCUGAUUGAGUUGUGGGCGGGGCUUACACCUGAUGAUAUCAGGAAGUGUACAGGAACUGAUUUUGAGGUUUCUACUGACCUGAAGCCGAUGCAGCAGAUCUGAACACACACGCGUGCGCGUACACACAGAGAGAACAAUUCAUGUCUGUAAAAUGAAUCAGUAGAUGAAGGUAGGGGGCGUAGUAUAACUUGAUAGUGUAAUGAGUGUGAAGUGAAAUGUUGGUGUCGAUAAAAAGCUGCUCUGAGUGAACAGGUACAGAGAGAUAACAGACUGAGCACGAAAAGACUUUCAUAUCUGUAGCAUUUCUUUAUAUAAUAAUAAUAAUAGUAAUGGUGAUUGUAAUUGUGGGAGUGUGUUAAGUGAGAAUUGUGCAGCUCAUCGCUCAGGUUCAGUUUAACACACUUCAGUUUUCUGAUCAUUAACUUUACUGAAGUCUGUGCAGAAUAAAGGAUUUCAUCUUAACUCUCUCUCUGUGUGUGUGUGUGUGUGUGUGUGUGUGUGUGUGUGUGUGUAAUGGAAUGAUAAACAGCAUCUGUGAUACUGGUGAUGAUAUUGUGUGAUGACAAAAGUAUGUGCCCCCUGACCAUCACACCCUGAUGUUCUUGUUGAAUGUCAAGUUUAUUUGUAUCGCGCUUUUAACAAUAAACAUUGUCACAAAGCA
Neoarius graeffei (lesser salmon catfish) is the source of this 2194-nucleotide messenger RNA. RefSeq names its product 3-oxoacid CoA transferase 1a (gene oxct1a). NCBI's taxonomy places the organism in Eukaryota, Metazoa, Chordata, Actinopteri, Siluriformes, Ariidae. Gene Ontology annotation, cellular component: mitochondrion. The record is from RefSeq and is a predicted model, not a curated record. The transcript has 17 exons. Gene Ontology annotation, molecular function: succinyl-CoA:3-oxo-acid CoA-transferase activity. The coding region runs from base 22 to 1635 and encodes 537 amino acids. Gene Ontology annotation, biological process: ketone body catabolic process.